CCCUUCUCCCCUCCCCCCUCCCCCCAAGUCUGCGCUCCGCUCUAAUCGCCGCCGCCGCCGCCAUCAUGAUCUGUUUGGUGCUGACCAUCUUCGCCAACCUCUUCCCGGCGGCCUGUUCCGGCGUGCAUGAGCGCACCUUUCUGGCCGUGAAGCCCGACGGCGUGCAGCGGCGGCUCGUAGGAGAGAUCGUGCGGCGCUUAGAGAGGAAGGGCUUCAAACUGGUGGCGCUGAAGCUGGUGCAGGCCUCCGAGGAGCUGUUGCGCGAGCACUACGCGGAGCUGCGCGAGCGCCCCUUCUACGGCCGCCUGGUCAAGUACAUGGGCUCCGGGCCGGUGGUGGCCAUGGUGUGGCAGGGUUUGGACGUCGUGCGCAUUUCGCGGGCGCUCAUCGGAUCCACUGAUCCUGCGGACGCUCCGCCUGGCACCAUCCGUGGGGAUUUCUGUAUCGAGGUCGGCAAGAAUGUGAUUCACGGCAGCGAUUCUGUGGAGAGCGCCCGCCGUGAGAUCGCGCUUUGGUUCCGCCCAGAGGAGCUCCUGUGCUGGGAGGACAGCGCUGAGCACUGGCUGUAUGAGUAAUGGGGCCGCGUGGACCCAGCCUCCGCCAGCGGCAGAGGACCGAAGGCCGCCCGGGGCCUCUAGGGCAGACGUGCUGCAAUAGGUUGUGAAUGAUUUAGCACCCUCCAGGCCCCCGGAGAUGGUGCUCAGAACACCCCUUCUGUGACAGGUAUCACAGGACCCCUUCAGGACCUCCCAGAGGGCAGGUGGGUCUGCCCAACCAAACCCGGCAUGCGACUGUUGGCAAGCACACCUGGAAAUGCUCCGCGCGGCGCAGACCCUGGCACUCAGCUUGUGCCAGCAUUUCUUUUUAUAAUAAACUUAAGAAAACCCU
Hipposideros armiger (great roundleaf bat) is the source of this 888-nucleotide messenger RNA. RefSeq names its product NME/NM23 nucleoside diphosphate kinase 3 (gene NME3). NCBI's taxonomy places the organism in Eukaryota, Metazoa, Chordata, Mammalia, Chiroptera, Hipposideridae. Gene Ontology annotation, biological process: GTP biosynthetic process; CTP biosynthetic process; UTP biosynthetic process. Gene Ontology annotation, molecular function: nucleoside diphosphate kinase activity. The record is from RefSeq and is a predicted model, not a curated record. The coding region runs from base 66 to 575 and encodes 169 amino acids. The transcript is spliced from 5 exons.